Mya arenaria is the source of this 1749-nucleotide messenger RNA. RefSeq lists its product as uncharacterized. The transcript is spliced from 7 exons. Bases 33 to 989 code for a protein of 318 amino acids. NCBI's taxonomy places the organism in Eukaryota, Metazoa, Mollusca, Bivalvia, Myida, Myidae. The record is from RefSeq and is a predicted model, not a curated record.
UGCAUUCUUGUGUUUUGAACCACACGUGCAAGAUGACACAACUUAAUUCUUGGAGUUUUUUCCUUCUUGCUUCCGCGGCUGUCCAUCAGUGUCUGAGCCUGACAAAUGUCAGGUUCUAUGAAGAGUUAAAGCCGUACUUGAACUUGGACAUUGCUGAAGAUAAGUUAGAGCUCGUGGCAGAUGACGGAAGUGACGUCAUCCUGUUGCCUGGAGGCCCGGACGACGAGCUCGAUAUCGCCUUCCUUCUCAAAGAGCUCGGUUUCACCCAUGGAAACGCAUCGGAGUCUGAAGCAGACCCGAAAAUAGCCAGUCUCCUCGAUGCUUUCAAAAGUGCUCCACGUAAAGAAGUGAGGACAACAAACGACUUAAAACUGUGGUGGACGCAUCAUCAUCAUCACCACCACCACCACCACUACCACAAAUGCCCACGCCAGCAAUUUGUCCAGUGUUUCAAGCGGGGCUGUGCUGCAUGCGUCAUGCAAACAUUUGCUGUGGAACACUACUACAGCUACCAUCGCUUCACUAUCAACAUGUGUAUCCGGGUGGAGUAUCAGCACUACAGGAGAUUCCUGCUCUCUUUCACCCUGAAUGGAUACCGGCUCCUCUAUACUUUAAAUAACUUGGCCAGGUCCACCUUCAAGUACUGCUACCACGUGCCCCACCUCGUGUCACGCUCCAGCCGUCUGUGUGCCAACCUGUACAGUAUCAACAGGAGCCGCCGAACUAUGUGCGCGCGCAUCACCGGAACCGCCAACAUCAAGGGUCACGUUCGCAGCGCCUAUCAGAACAUCGGCUGUUUCCGUAUCCCGUGCAACAUCGACACGCCAGCGAAUGAGAGCCAAGAUGACACUAAUGACCUCUCCUCUAAUAUCUUUGACCCGGCAUCUGAUGACCUUGACAGUGGAUCCGUUGAGGAAAACGAAAAUCAAGAUGGUGGUUUCGAAGACAUGGCCGAAGACGACUCUGACUCCGCUUUGAGAUAUGAAUAAACUCCCGAUCUGAAAGAUGUGUCCAACUAGAAUCGUGAUUAUAUAACGACCAUUGCUAAGAUGCUACGGCAGUGUUUUCUUUGUCCUUUUGCGUGGGUGUCAGUCUUAAUUAUAUUGUCUUCAGAACUAUUGGUGUAAGGUUUGACAUUUUUGAAACAAGUGGUAGUAAUAAUGUAAGAUUAUUGUAGUAGUAAAUGAAUAUAAUAUGUAAUAGUUACUGCACACAUCAUUCGAUUGUUCAGUAACCCUUUUAUUGAAGCUUUCACUUGCUUAUUCUGUGACCGUAACUGAAUUAAUGUGUGUCAGAUUAUUCCGGUGCAUGCUAUAUAUGCUGUACGCUCUUUGAUUGAAGAGACCCUUUUCCACUCAGACGCUUUUGUUAACAAAAAUGAAAUUAAUUCCGAUUUUUUUAUCAAAUGCAAAAAAAAUAUUAUCGUUUCCUAUGGACAAAUUUACGAUGCUAUAAAGUUGCUUAACCACAUGUAUAGUCUUUUCAAGUAUUAAGUAUUAUGUUUCAAAGCAAAUAGCAGAUGUACUGUGAAAAUCCGGGUUAGUGGAUGUAUAUGUUAAGUAUAUAUUAAUAACAUAUAUGCUAGUUUUGAUAGUCAUUUUGAAAUUUAAAAUAUAAGCAAUUAUGAAUAUGUGUUUCCCCAAGCAUUCUCUGUGAUCUUGAUGUCGAUAUAUAUUGUUACUAUAUCGCUGUGUGCCUGUUUUGUUCCUAAUCUGAGCUUUCUAAAUACAAUAUGCAUGCAGCAAAACU